AUGGCCCUUGAAGUACCCACGGAUCUUGCAGCCAAGGAGGAAGCUUAUCAUGCUCGUCUUAUCGCCAGAGACGUCAUGAUUCUCAACCUGCGUGCUAUACACCAAAAUAACAAAGAAGACAGGGAACAACGCUGGAAGGAGGCUAUUCUCACUUUCGAAAAUGAUCUUGGACUGGAAGAGCCUUCCAGAGAAAGCGCUUGGACGUUUUGGAUGGCAUUUCUGUAUGCCGGUACUAUCUACACAACAAUAGGUUACGGUAACAUCGCGUGUGCCACAACGGCAGGUCAAAUAGCAACUAUUAUCUACUCAAUGAUCGGCAUUCCAUUAAUGCUGCUGAUCCUGAACGAUCUAGGAGCAUUCCUGCUAGUUUGGGUGACCCGCAUUGCAUGCGGAUGCAGCGACUUCUUACUUUUCUUAGGUGUUCGCAGCGGAAUCACAAAAUUGGAGGAAGAUUCGAAUGAUAAGUUGCGAUACACCAUCAUU
Messenger RNA from Cylicostephanus goldi, 483 nucleotides. NCBI's taxonomy places the organism in Eukaryota, Metazoa, Nematoda, Chromadorea, Rhabditida, Strongylidae. The record is from the annotation of a GenBank genome assembly.